This is a messenger RNA of Raphanus sativus (radish), 984 nucleotides long. Its product is annotated as leucine-rich repeat extensin-like protein 3. The record is from RefSeq and is a predicted model, not a curated record. Bases 336 to 839 code for a protein of 167 amino acids. The transcript has a single exon. Lineage: Eukaryota; Viridiplantae; Streptophyta; Magnoliopsida; Brassicales; Brassicaceae.
UCUCACCUAAGCAGAAAUAUAAUAUCCCACAUAAUCAAUUUGAUGUUUUAAGCACAAAGUCGUGUUUUAUAGUCAAAAAUUCAGUAUCAUUUGUAAAUUUGUUAAGCUAAUUGCAAAAUUAUGUUUACAUUAUUAACAUAGAAGAAAGAAAACAGUAUGUAACUUAACUUACAUUAUCAUUUUGAACUUUUUAAUAUUCGCAGUUUUAGUGUUUAACUUUCCAGCAAAACACAGUUUAUCAUGAUAUCUUAUCAAACCCACCAAGUGAUUUAUAAAUGUCGACAGAGUAAGCAAUUAACAUUUCCACUCUAACCACUAAUUUUUAGAUCAUCAAAAUGCGUCGUCUCAUCAUCAUCAGCAGCAUCGUGGUCAUGCUAGUUGCAUCAUCACUGUCCGAGCAAACAGAUGUCCUGGCUCCUUUUUGCAUCAGUGAAUGCUCCACAUGUCCCACCAUUUGCUCUCCUCCUCCCUCUAAACCGUCUCCUUCCACAUCACCACCUCCGCCUCCGUCACUGCCUUCAUCCUGUCCACCACCGCCACCACCGCUUUCACCUCCACCGUUUAUCACAGUCAUCCAUCCGCCGCCACCAAGAUUUUACUAUUUUCAGUCCACACCACCACCUCCACCCCUUUCUUCAGAUGUAAAAGGCUCGCCACCAUCCCCGCCAUCACAGCCUUCGUCGCCGAAGGGACAGUCACAAGGACAACGUUCUCCUUACCCAUAUCCUUAUUUCUAUUUCUACACGGCAUCGCAUGCCACUCCUCUCUUUUCUUCUUCUUUCUUGCUCUCACUUUUUGUAUUUUCUCUAUCUAUUUUCCUCAACGGUUCGUUAGUGUGAAAGACGCCUCUGUAUUGUUACUCCUCUCAUUGUUUAUUCAUUUUUUGGUGUAAUAUAUAAGAUUUGCUUAUUUUCAUCAAAUGCGAUAUUAAAUAUCAAAUAGCAGACGCCAACAUCAAAGUAUGCAUCAUUGGCUAUAUCGACU